Closterium sp. Yama58-4 is the source of this 4998-nucleotide messenger RNA. NCBI's taxonomy places the organism in Eukaryota, Viridiplantae, Streptophyta, Zygnematophyceae, Desmidiales, Closteriaceae. The record is from the annotation of a GenBank genome assembly.
AUGUCGUCGGCGGUGACGCACAUCUACCUGCACGUCAUCCAGGACGUCAUUAAGAACGUGCGAUCCGACUUCCAGAGCGACGGCGUCGACGAGAGCGUCCUUCAAGAGCUGCAGCAGCUAUGGGAGACGAAGGUCAUGCAGUCGGGCGCGGUCGUUCCCGUCGGCGGGUAUGCGCUUCCGCCGCCUGCGCCGCCGGCCGCUGAGGUGGAUGUAGGCGCGGGGGAGGCGGAGGAGGGGCCGCUAGGGGGCGCGGAGGCGGAAGCAGCGGCGGAGGAGGGCGGAGGGGAGGAGGAGGGUGGCGAGGGCGCGGGACACGGAGGGGGGUUCGCGGGGCAUGAUUUGAACAUGCCUUAUAACGGGGAUGGUGGAGAGGCGGAGGACGAGCAGGCCCUAUCGCUGGGAGCAUCCCAUGCAUCUUACUCUAGCGGGCACGUCACAUCCAGUCUCGACGGCCGCCCUCUGCCCUUCAUGCCACGCCAGGAGGCGUGGGAGCAGAAGCCAUUCAUGGUCGACAUGAACGCCGUGCCUGAGGAGGACACGUACGCUGAUGCUGCUGCCUCGGACGAACGCACACUGGGUCUGCUGCCGGCAGAGCUGAAGCGCAAGCGAGCAGAGGAGGGGGCGGGCGGGUGCGAGGAGGACGCGGGGAUGGAUGCAGCCGGGGGGGACACCAGCAGACCCCGCCUCACUCCUGAAUACGCCUUUCCGCAGGCUGACGGGGCCAGUGACAGCAUGCCACGUGGCACCUCCCAGUGGGCCCACGACAUGCUGAGUCAGCUGGAGCGUCAGCAUGGGGGGGGUGGAGGAGGAAGACGGGGAGAGGAGGGGGGUGGAGAGGGGAGGAGAUCGGAUGGGGGAGUGGAGGGAGGGUCGGGGGAUGCAGGCGCAGCGGAGGGGCGGGAUGGGUUGGGAAGGCGGGUGCAACACGAGGCUGGAAGGGCCGAGGGGCGGGAAGCACGUGGUAGCAGCAUGGGCGGCAGGAACGGCAGGGGCGGCAGGGGCGGCAGGGGCGGGAGGGGAGGCAAGGGGGGGAGGCAGUGGGUGGUGGAGAGGCGGUGUAUGCGGCAGGUGGAUGGGCAUGGUGAUGAGGAGGAUGGUGAUGACGCUGACGAGGGAGAGGAAGAGGAAGAGGAGGAGGGAGGGGCGGCAGGGGAGGCAGCGGAGGAGGAGGAAGAGGAAGAGGAUUACAACGAUCCAGCAGCGCGCACUGACACUGCCAAGGAGGAGGAAGAGGAGGAGGAGUUGGGGCCAGCAGACGACGACGAAUCGCUGGGGGCGGAGGAUGACGAUGAUGAUGACGACGAUGGGCGGGGGGUCAUAGGCGCGGACGAGGAGGGGCAGGAUGGCAACAUCGUGCUCGCCACUUAUGAGAAGGUGACUCGCCAAAAGAACCGGCAAGGCGACGAGCGCUUCGACGAGCGAGGCGAUCGCAGCAGUCGCAGCGGCAUGUCGCUGCCGUCGCAGUCGCACCUGUCGGGCAGCAUGGAGCGCAAGCGCGUGGGGUCGGGGUCGUCGCUCGCGCCGUCGGCGGCGGCGGCGGCGCAGGCGCCGCUGGUGUGCCACGGGCACUCGCGGCCGAUCGUGGAGAUCGCGUACAGCCCCAUCACCGACGACGGCUUCUUCCUCAUCUCCGCCAGUAAAGACGGGAAGCCGAUGAUCCGCAACGGCGAGACGGGCGACUGGAUCGGCACGUUCGAGGGGCACAAGGGCGCCGUGUGGGGCGCGUGCCUCGACCGCCCCGCGCUGCUCGCCGCCACCGCCUCCGCCGACUUCACCGCGCGCAUCUGGGACGCGUUGACGGGCGACGAGAAGCACAAACUGGAGCACAAGCACAUCGUGCGCACCGUCGACUUCUCACAGGACUCCCGACAGCUGUUGACAGGGGGCGCGGAGAAGGUGGUGCGCGUGUUUGACCUCGCUCGCCCCGACGCGGGUCCCACGCUGUCCCUGGAGGGCAUGGCGGGGCCUGUGCGCUGCGCCAGGUGGCACAACGACGACCGCUGGAUCCUCGUCACCUGCAAUGACGUGGCGGGCGUCAAGGUGUUUGAUGCGCGCAGCAGGGACGUGGUGGGAGUGAUGGCCACGGACGGCCCCUGUCUCAGCAUGGACAUCUCACCUGCUGCCGCCGGUGGUGGUGCAGGGGGCAGCGCCUUCAUAACCACGGCUGAUGGCUCCACCGUCAAGAUAUUCGACGCCCAUUCGCUGCAAGAGGUCAAGUCGCAUCGCUUGCCACAUCAGGCUGAGUCAGCAUCAUAUAUCCCCUCAACUAAUCGGUUUGUGGCGGGCGGGGAGGACCUCUGGGUGCGGGUAUUCGACUAUGAGACGGGCCAGCAGCUAGAGUGUCACAAGGGCCAUCACGGCCCCGUGCACUGCAUUCGCUUUGCCCCCGAUGCGCUCUCCUACGCAUCGGGCUCAGAAGACGGCACCAUCCGCAUCUGGAAGCUUGCCCCCAACACCGCUGCCACUGCUGAUGCCCUCUUCCCCGCCUCCCACAAAUCGACCAUCCUCCUCGUGUCAGCCGAUGCAUCGCUCUGCGCGUCUGCCGUUUCCGCGCGCCGCAACUGCGCGCGUCGUAGCAUCGCGCCCACGUCAGCCUCCUCCUCCCCUCCAUCUCCACACCAACCAUCCGCGCCCCUUCCGCCCAUGGCCGCGUCCCCGCUGCCCUCCUCCGCUCCGCCGCCCGAACCCGCCGCUCCACUCGCGCCCUCCCCCAGCUCUCCCCCUCCCCCGCCCCCAACCCCCCGCGCGCCUCUCUCGCUCCGCCUGUGGCGGGACGCGCGCAGCCAGCGCGCGGCGCAGGCAGCGGCGUACCAUCCGUUCGUGCUCGCGCUGGGCGCGGGCACGCUGCCGCGGCGCCGCUUCGUGCGCUACUCGCUGCAGGACGCAUUCUUCCUCUCCGCGUUCGCCCAGUCGUACGGCGCGGCAGCGUCUCUACUGGAUGGGGGCGAGGAGGACGGCACGGGGGGAGAGGAGGGAAAGGAUGGGGCGGCGGAAGCGGAGGAGGAGUUGAGUGUGCGGGCGGUGCUGCAGCGACUGCAGAGGGAAGCGGAUGGGGAGCUGCAGAUGCAUGCUGCUACUGUCAAGGCAUGGAUCGAGGAGUCCAACGACUCGCAGGCUGCUGACAUCAGCGCUGACGUCACGGCGGACAGUGCCCCCCUGCCCGCCACGCUAGAGUACACGUCGUUCCUCUCACACGUGGUGGCGGGCACGAGGGGCGUGUGGGACUGCCAUGGGCUGGGGUCACCAGGGGAGCAGGGCGGGAAGACUAGUGAGCAGGGUGGGAGCAGCACGGGGCAACGUGCAAGCGAGCAGAGGAAUCACGACAACCAUGCUCCCAACGUGGUGGCGGGGACAAGGGGCGUGUGGGGCUCCCAUGGGCUGGGACUACCAAGGGAGCAAGGCGGGUGCAGCGCAGGGGUGAUCCCACCACAGCCUGCUGACUGCCUGCCUGGUGACUGCCUGCCUGCUGGCGGCCGCUCAUCCCCCGCAGCGCGGAGGUGGCACGCGCUGUGUGUGCUGGCCGCCAUGCUGCCGUGCAUGCGCCUCUACGCCUCCAUCGGGCAGACUGUGGGUGGCGCUGCCUGGGGCUUGCACGCUGCAGCUGUGGGGUCGGACGGGGGAGCGGAAGGGGGGCCGAGGGGAGGAGGAGAAGGGAGCAGCGAGGGGUGGUUGGAGGGUGGGGUGGGUGUGUCAGAGGAGGAAUGGCGGUGGCAUCCGUAUGGCCAGUGGCUGCACACCUACUCGUGCCAGGGCUUUGAGGCAGCAGCAGCACUCUUCGAGUCAGCGUUCGACCGCCUCUGGGGGCUGCACCUGCGCUCCCUGCACCACUCCUCCAACCCCACGUCCCCGACCGAAGUGCAGCACCACAAGCUACAGCAGCAGCACGUGGCAGAGCAGCACCUAUCACGGGUAUACAGCAGGGCCAUGCAGCUGGAGCUAUCCUUCUUCCACGCCCAGCUCGCUCCCUUCCCUGCCUCCCCACCACCACCACUGCCGCACCCACACGCGCCCGACGCCUCACUCUCCCUCCCUGCCUGGCCGGGCUUCCUCCCCCUGGCAGCCCGCAGAGAGGCUCAGGUAGCCAAGGACGCGUCAGGGGGAGGAGGAGAGGCACGCAGUAGUGGGCAGGCAACCGAGGAGUCAACGCAACGGUUAGACAGCAGUGGGGGGAACGCGGCGAGCGUGGUGUUUGCAGUGGACUUUGACGGCACGUGCACGGUGGAUGAUUCCAGUGCGCUGCUCGCCCGCCUUGCCCUCGCGCACUCUGCUCCCUCCCAUGCCGCCGCUGAUGCUGCUGCUCCUGGUGGAGACAGUGGGGCCAGUUAUGGCAGUGGUGAAUGGGGCAGCAGCAGGCAGCAGGUGUGGGACGACCUGGUGCAGCGGUAUGUGCGCGACCACUCUGAUGGGGCGUAUGUGGGGGAGGCUGUGAGGCAUGCCAUGCGGAUGGUAGGGGGGGAGAGGAGAGAGGCCGGGACACAAGAAGACAUGGCAGACGGAAAGGUGGGGGAGACAGAGAACAGGGAGAAGGCAUGCAGUGGUGUGGGGGUGGAGGGAGGAGCAGGAGUGGGCAGCAGGGUGGUGGUGAGAGCGAAUGAGAUGGAGUUUGAUGAGCAUGCUGUGUCCACCGGUGCUGUGGACUUUCAUGUGCAGGGCGCCAUGGAUAAGGAUGUUGUCUUCCGUGCUCUCACCCGUGGUGCAGUCUCACACACCAGCGUGGGAGUGGUGAUGGCAGGAGGCGCAUCCAGUCUAGACAGGGUCAUUCAGGCCUUCGGCGUCCACCGCUUGCCGCUGGUGGCGCUGGCUCUGCUGCACGUGCAGCGAGGGGUGGCGGGAGAGGGGAAGGGGAUUGUGGAGGGGUGUGCUGGUGUGAGUCCUGUGCUGGUGGUGCCGCCAUGGACGGUGUUCGAUGCGUGCAGCUGGGAGGAGCUCGAGGUUUUCCUCUUUGGUGCUCACCUCACUGAAUUUGACAACCACUGCUCUGUGCAUGGUACCCCUUAA